Molecule: messenger RNA, 3389 nt
Organism: Monomorium pharaonis (pharaoh ant)
Lineage: Eukaryota; Metazoa; Arthropoda; Insecta; Hymenoptera; Formicidae
Exons: 3
Coding region: 1969-2349 (126 amino acids)
Source: RefSeq, a predicted model, not a curated record
GUGUUAAAUAUAUUAAGAAGUUUAUUGAAAAGACUAUUUUUAAUGUUAUCUUUUUCCUUUAUAAUUAUAUCUAUCCUUUAUAAUUUUAGAACUUACAAUUUUCAGGAAGUCAAGUUCUUAAAUUAAUUUUACAUAAAACAACGAAAUUGCAUUCAAAAGUAUUUUUUGUUUUAUGUAAACUUAAUUUAAGUACUUAACCUCCUGGGAAUUAUGUGCUAAAAUAUAUACAUGUACAUAUAUAACAACACUGUAAUUAUUUUUUAUAACAGCAAUAUAAUAGUUUAUAUUGCCAUUACAAAACAUCUCGGUUAUAGUUAUAUAACAGUUCAGUUCUACGCUAUAUUUAUGUUAUGUAACUACAACAUCACAUGAGUAGGAAAUUAUAACUAACAGGAAUGUUACAUGUAACGUUCAUGUAAUAUUACCUGUUACAUUCCGUUUUAUUGCAGCAAUGUAAUGGUUAUAUAUUGGUGUUUGCUGGGAUACAUGUAUAGAGAUACUACCCAACACUGUUAAUAAUUAUAACCUCUUAUUCUAGUUUGAUAAUAGCUUAAUGUUGUGUAACUUGAACGCGCGAGACGCACAAGUGUUCUUAUAUAUAUAUUUUUUUUUCAUUGAAUAUUACUUCUAGUUAAGACCUAGUCAUAAGCGGCGCAUAUAAAACGCUACGCGACCGAAGUUUAUUUUUAGGUUAAAAAACCUGUCAUAUUUGAGUGUCAGCUUAACGGCACCGAUAGCCUAUUAAUUAUAUUUACUUACGUUGCAUGAUAAUCAAUAAAUAUAAGUUUAUUCGUACAACUGUUUCCAUGUGUUACCUUAGAAAUGUACGAGCUAGAAAAAAAACUCGUCGCAUAUCUAUUAUUCUCAAGAAUAGUUAUCCAAUUGCGUUUAAACAUCUCAUUUUUAGUUUCUUAUGCAUUUACUUUGUGGUUCACGAUUUUAUAAAAAAUUAUGUAUUAUCAAUUAUUAAUAUUUUGCCUCAAGUCCUUUAAGAUAGGAAAAACAAGUUUAUACAUCAUUUACAUAAACUUAUAAAAUUUUAAGUUAUUGCACUUAAGUGCAAACAUCUGCACUUUUAAGUGCAAUGCGAUAAGAACAAAAGAUACAACGCUAAGGCUGGAUCCUCAUGCAGACACCGGCGCUUUAGCACCAGCGCUCAAGCGCUGUUUCAAAUGUUGAGCAACAGCCAAUGAAAGUUGUCAAAUUGAGAACAAUCAAAGCGAUAGUUUUUAUCCAAUUUUCUAAAUAAGCUCCUAACUUUAUUGUGUUUCUUUAUUAUGUUUUUUUGUAUUAAAUGAUAUGCAAAUCUAUUUGAUUUUACAUGUUUUUCACAAAAUUAAAAAAUUCGACUCUCGAGCGGCCACAACAAUUGUCUAGUGACAUUCUAAUGACAAUAGCGUGCCCAAAGUUCGACCGAGUCCAACUUUUUCAGACAGCGCAAAUUCUUUGACACAAGUACAUACAUAUAUAUAAUGAAAGAUAAAAUGGCUAGAUAAUAUAAUAAGUAUAGGCCAUUGUUUAUUUGUGAUUGAACAAGUGCAAGGAUGAAAUGGCUAACUUUCAAAUAAGUACUUCAGUAAAUAUCUUUUUUAAUAAAAUUCCGCAGUAUAUUAUAGAAAUAAAUGUGUAUAAAUAAUAAAUAUAAUUGCACAUUUCAUGUUAUUUAAUAGUGUAAUAAAAUUCUGAAGAAUUACAUUAUGUUAUUUGUUAACAUAAAGUAAUUACAGGGAACAACGUUACGUUAUUGAUAACUGAACGAAUUUUUAAGAAAUCAUGUAAUUUUAUUAAAUAUCCUCACGAAACACAAAUAAAAUUCUAAUUUGAUAAUAGUUCCACUACAUGGAUGGCAUCCCAUAGUUAAACCUUCCAGGGCUUAUUAUUGCUAUAUUUAUACAAGUUAACAUAUAAAUUUUUUUGUAGGAAAACAUCUGUGCAUUAUGUGAUACGGUAAUUAAUAUAGACAUUGUGAUGGACCAUAGCUGUUACGAAGGUUUCAAUAAAAUCCAUGUUGAUGACGCAGGCUACGUGUAUCCACAGCUUGAUGAUGGAAUGAUUGUCGAUCCAAUAAAUGAGAGUCAAGAGGAAUCAUUGACAGAAGUUCUCCGCAAUGAAAUGUUGAUCGGCGAAAUUCAAAAGCGGGAACCUUUGUGGAAUUUUAAAAUUGCUGUUGCCGAAAGGGGCAGAACUACUGUUCAAAAGUUGUGGGAAGAGGUAGUGUCUGCUAUGAACGGUAACGUCAAGGAUGUCAACGAGGCGAAGAACAUAUGGAAGAAAAUGCGCUACAAUUAUAGCCGAAUUGUAACACGGGAGAAUAGUGCCAAAAAAGCGGUUCGGCUGGUAGUAGUAUGAAAAAAAAUAAAUGGCCGUACUAUGAAAUGAUGGCCUUCACUAAGGAUCUUUUCAUCGACAAUCGAAAGUAAAUAAUACAAUCAUACAUGUAACACAUGGUUUUUAAAUAAAUAAUGCGUUUCUAAUCUAUGUAUUUUAUCAAUUAUUUAUAGAAGAAGUUCUAAUAUACCAACAGUAAAUCUUUCGACGAACGAUGACUCGGUUGCAUCAACCAGUUCAUCUUCAUCAGCACCACCCCCAGAGAUAGGGCUGAAAAGAAAACGUAAGUCGAUAUUUUGAUGUUUAGCAAGAUUUGGGGAAGGAUUGUUAGAAAAUGGAGAAAAGUUGUAUUGAAAACUCUUUUACAUUGACAAUACAACAAAUAAAAGAAAAAAAAUUUUUUUAAUUACUUAAAGAAAAAUAAGAUAACUCAGGUGCUAAUUUAAGAGAUACUUUUGUCGCAUGCGCGCAUACAAAUUUUGUACCAAAGAAUUCAGUUACUUGUCAAAAAGUUGUUCUAUUAAGUUCAUGUACUUUUAUAGAACUGUAAAGAACCUCUUCCGAAUAAGAAAAGUUUCGAAACGUUAAUGUCGAAAUACAAAAUUUAUAAUACUGUUUUUUUUUUUUCCAAGAAAGAAUAGUUCUAAAAGAGAAACUUCAUUAAACCUUAUUUUUUCCAGAACGGAUAAGUUUAGAUAGAUAAAACUCAUAAUACUACUUCUUUCAAAGGUACAAUUUUUUUUAGAAAAAGUACGUAGUUUUAUAAAUUUUAUUUAAAAUAUUUUGUUUCAUAAAAGCUACGGUCUGGUGAAUUAUAUUUCGGAAUUUUUCCUUUUCGGAAAAAGGGAGCAUUUCCGUGUUGUUAACUUUUAAUUAUAAGUCGAAAAUAAUCUAACCUUUUUUGGUAUAAUAUAAACAUUGUUACAGGUCGCUCAACCGAGUCAAAUAAUGCAAUGCUGACAAAACUUACUGCUAUGUUGGACGUACCUGCACCGACAUUGCCUGAACUGGUCUUACCACCAUUACCUGUUAUGCCACCGCAAAAUGACGAAAUGGAAAAC